Meyerozyma guilliermondii ATCC 6260 is the source of this 567-nucleotide messenger RNA. RefSeq lists its product as uncharacterized. Gene Ontology annotation, biological process: mRNA processing. The coding region runs from base 1 to 567 and encodes 188 amino acids. Lineage: Eukaryota; Fungi; Ascomycota; Pichiomycetes; Serinales; Debaryomycetaceae. The transcript has a single exon. The record is from RefSeq and is a predicted model, not a curated record.
AUGGCGAGACCGGAAAUAUACAGCAAAAAGGCUGAUCCUCAUCGCACUGAUCUCCGGGCAGUCAAGAAGUGGAUCAAUAAUGAACUUCAGCGACUUUUGCCAGAUGACGACAUUGUCAUCGACUAUUUAAUUGAGCUAAUCGAGGAUGAUUCUCCCGAUAUCGACUAUAUUGAUAGCCAAAUGACAGAAUUUUUGGGAGCGAAGGAGGGCCGUAAGUUUUGCAAACAGCUCUGGGAAAGAAUGACCGGAUUGGACAAGGAGAAGGAUGUCUUUGAAAGUGACACAAAAUCGGCGACAAACCCUAAUGAUGAAAAGAAGACCAACUACAAUAGAAGCAUAGAGAGGGAAGGAAGCCAGGAAGGAAACCAAGAAAACAAGGAAGAUAACAAACAUAGAAAUCGGGAAAGAAAACUGGGAAAUCAGGAAAGCCGAGAAAGAAAUCGCGAAAAAAGUCCUACACGUUCAAGACAAAGUUUCCGAAGCCACAGACAUCUGGGCAGUUCCCGGAAGAAUCACUAUAGAACUAGUCUGGAGCUUAAGGAUUUUCGGCGACAGAACCAUUGGUAG